Messenger RNA from Nerophis ophidion (straightnose pipefish), 3456 nucleotides. RefSeq lists its product as uncharacterized. The record is from RefSeq and is a predicted model, not a curated record. The transcript has 20 exons. Bases 279 to 3014 code for a protein of 911 amino acids. NCBI's taxonomy places the organism in Eukaryota, Metazoa, Chordata, Actinopteri, Syngnathiformes, Syngnathidae. Gene Ontology annotation, cellular component: plasma membrane. Gene Ontology annotation, molecular function: protein binding. Gene Ontology annotation, biological process: integrin-mediated signaling pathway; protein localization to plasma membrane; T cell receptor signaling pathway.
CCGUCAUACACUCGACCUGGGACCGACUCGUUUGACGGGACGGGACUGUUUUCAAGACUCCUACUUGUUCUCAUUCCUCCACCGGAAGCAGUGUGCAUGGGACUUCUGUGACCGACCGUCCUCGUUGGAUUUUGUGCAAAAGAAACUGUUUUUUUUGAUACUUUUUUUUUGGUCCGGUUAAUUGGCCGACAUGUUUGCUGGUGCCUAAGAUGAGACGCUGACUUGUUGGGACUGCGUACGUACUUUCUGAGGGCGUCAAAAUAAAUCUGGAAGAGACGAUGGACUUCAAGACGCUGAAGGCAAAGUUCCAGGCUGAAAACGUCCUCCUGAGGCAGAAGCCCUGGGAAAGCCACACCCUCUCGGAGAAACCCAAAGCGGUUCCUCCCCCUGGGAGCCACUACCUCCCGGCAGGAGCUCGCCCGUCCCUGCUCAGUUCCAUUAACCAGACCGCGAACGGGCAGGGCGCCUUGGCCCCCAGGGUGGUCUUCAAAAGUGAGAAGAAUCCUCUCGUUAAGACGAACGCGAAUCGGAGUGAAGGGAAGCUGAACGGCGGUAAGGAGACAUUGAUGAAGGGAAGCAGGGAGUUUGAGGAAAAGGGAGAUACAAAGUUCCCUACAGAGAUGGUGUCUGCACUAGCGCCCCCUAAAGCUCACACCUCCAAGAAGAAGGGUUUUUUUGGCUUCAAAAAAACAGCAAAAUCUGUUGACAUCCCAGCUGAUCCCGUCUUGGACUCCCCUGAUCUGGACAUCUCCGGACCAGCCCUACUCAUUCCUACUCCUCCCGAGUUCGAAGACUCAGAGUCCGAAAGCUCGCCGACAGAAACCCCCAACAUGUUCUCCCUAGCCGACUACAGAGUGGACUCAAACCCCGUCUCUCCUGGCUUCACCCCUCCCCCCGCCUUCAUUCCAGAUAUUCCGCAUAUGAACCGCCCUCGUACCCUGAGAGUCCAACCCCCGCCAACCUCUACCCCGCCCAUUUCCAUACUUAACAAUCUAGGCGAUCUCAAUACAGUGAAGAUCACUCCAACCAUUCACCAGGCCGCCUUCAGACCCCCACCUGAGGUCUCAUCUCUGCCACCUGUUAGCGUAGAGGCGCUGCUUAACCAGCCGACUAAAACCCGUGUGUCCGCCCCCUCACCAAUACAAGAUGAGAAUUCAACGACUCUAUUCUCUGCCUUGGAGAGGGCGGAGGACAUGAGGAAGCCCUCCCCGGCGGACCAGAGGGUUUGGAGCGCUCUGGAGAAGGCUACCAAAAAGGCGACCAGCAACGUCCAAAGAACCUCUUCCUUCAAUGUUCCAUCUCUUUCCAUGGAUCCCCACCGUCCUCAGAGCAUGCUCGCAGGUUUUCCACCCAUCGACUAUGACGCCAUAAAGCCCGGACAACUCAACGGAAUGGAUCACGGACGAGACUCUCCGACAUUGGACGCCAUGGCCCGAGGAGGGACUGGAGACGUUUCAGAGUUGUUGGUGGUCCCAACUCCUCCACACAGGAUUUUGGAUCCGGUCUUUCCAGUGGUUCCUCCAGUGGUUCCUCCAGUGGCUCUGCCAGUGGUUCCUCCAGUGGUUCCUCUAGUGGCUCCUCCAGUGGUUCCUCCAGUGGUUCCUCCAAUGGUUCCGCCAGUGGUUCCUCCAGAGACGCCAGCCAAACCAUUCAGCCUGAAAACCCCCGACUUCAUCCGGCCGCCUGCGCUACAAGAGAUCCCUGCGGCGUCUUUGGAGUUCUCUGAAACGGACCGCAGGUAUGUGGGACGCGUUGACGUUGGCGCCCGUGCCGAGUCCACCGGUCCGGAUAUUCCACUCGGCAUGAAGCUCGCGCCAUCGGACGGUAUUAAUGUCGCGAUGCCAGGAGUAGCCCUGCAAGGACAUCCUGAGUUGGCUGUUAGAAACCCGGACAAGCCACUUCCCUUGCGGACUGAGACCUCCUUUCCCAACCCGGCUGUGGACGGUCUUGCCAUGAGGCGGUUUACUACGGACAAUUAUUUCUCUGAGGACGGGGCCAAAAAGAAGACAAAGACCGGCGGCAACAAGAGAAGGAAGAAAUCUCUAAAAAAUCCCUAUGCCGAAACGCCUCAGGAAGGUGUAAGUCGUGAAGAGAAAAACAAGACGGGCAGGUUUGGAAAAAUUGACAAGAAGGUGGCGCUAGAAGGUCCUGACGAGAAGGAGCUGAAAAAGAGAGAGAAGCAGCGCCUGGAGCGAGAGAAGAAAGAACAGAAGGAGAGACAAGAGAAGGAGAAGAAGGAGCACAAGGAGAGGGAGAAGAAGGAGAACGAGAUGAAUAAAAAAUUCAAGAUCUCCGGUAAUGAGGAGGCCAUUUACAACGCCACGGUCACCGGGACGACAAAAAGGCAAAAGGACGACCUGCUGGUGGAGAACGGGGACAUGGUCAGCAUCAUCCGGACCACCCGAUGUCCCAAAGGCAGAUGGUUAGCCCGCGACCUCGCCAACAACUACGGGUAUGUGGCUGUGGAACACCUGGAGCUGGACAUCAAGGAGAUGUUGGCGAUAGGAAAGAAAGUUCCCGCCACUACUCCGCCAAAGACCAUCAACCUUGUGGAUUUGGAAGCCUCCAACACAGGGAGCAGGAUUCCAAACCCCGUCACACAUGCCUCAGAAAGCUUUUCAGACGACAGUGACUGGGGCGACGACGAGAAUGAAUCCGCCGUUGUCAACGCCGCCGCGUUCCCCCGAGCGGCUGUGAGCAACAGCCGAGCGUUCUCCGUGUCGGACGGAGGCCACUCGGACCCCUAUGCCAACCGACCGUACAAAAACAGUGACAUCAUUGGGGGUGUAACGCACGAACAAGCCAGAAAUGAAGCCCUUCAAAAGUUGACCACGUUUUUCCAAUCGCCUAAAACUGUACAGCCGACUGCCAGCGUCAGUGAACGACAAACAAGUCUUGUACAUCACGGCGAGAACGAGGUUCAUCAGUCCCAGGCGAGUUCAGUACAGGAUUUUUUACAUCCCGAGAUGCUGAUUUUGCCUCCUCCAGAGAUGUACGCUGACGCGAGUGAUUAACGACUGACAAGCAAGAUGGAUUUUUCUUCAUGCUGUGACAUUUUUAAAAGCUUUUUUGGACUAUAAAGAGUGGACUUUCAGUGUAGAAAGUCAGCAAGGAACUUCUUUGUGCUUUCAGUCUCAACGAAAGAACAAUAAACCAAUUUGAACCGUUGAUUUCUGGAUAAAAGAUGAGCUACUAAGCAAGGUGCACACAAUCAGGAUUGGAUCUCGUUAUUGUUAUGAGACAUCACUUACCAGUUUACAGUGUUUUCACCAGCGACAAAUACAUACAAUGAUGUUUAUUAUGUACCACUUCUUUCUAACCAUAUUAUUUAGCUGCUGUCUUCCUGUUUCACCCAGUUUAGUCUAAAAUGAAUUAGUAAACAUAUUUUGUUAGAUGAUGAACAUCUGAUCACAAAAGCCUUCUAUUGGUGACAAUAAAUACAGUAUAAUAAUCAGA